Psylliodes chrysocephalus is the source of this 497-nucleotide messenger RNA. NCBI's taxonomy places the organism in Eukaryota, Metazoa, Arthropoda, Insecta, Coleoptera, Chrysomelidae. The record is from the annotation of a GenBank genome assembly.
CCAACGCCAUGAUUUUUAAAUUAAUUACAAUUGCAUUCGCUUUGUUGUUAGUUUGUUGUGUGGCAGAAGAUUUAUCAUCUUGUGAUGAUUCUUUAGAAUGCGUGGAAAAGCAGUUAAAGGUUACUGUCGACGAAUUAGAUACAGAUAGUAUUGGUGAUUGGAUAAGUGUAAAGAAAAUCGGAAGGACUAGCAGGAAAAUUGAAGGCGAUGAAGAUUUUAUUGAGAGAUGUGUGAGGUUUUUAAGGGAACAUGAAUUGAAGAUUCGAGUUCCAGAAAGUACGGAUAGGAGUUUGGAAACAGCAAUAUACGAUGAUACUUUAAAAAUUCAUUUUAUUGAUUCGACCACUAUCCGAGAUACAUCAAACAGAAUCCAAAAUGAUUUAAUUAAAUGUACUGCCGACGUUGUGGUAGAUCACAUUAAAAGUGAAAUUAAAAAAGCACCUUUCGUACCAAUUGCGCUUGAUGAAACCACAGAUGUAGCAAAAUUAAGUCAAUAA